AUGUGGAAGCUGCUCGUACUUCUUGUUGCGGCUGCUUUUGCCGACGAUGGUAAUUACGAUUAUGAGGAGUCGCGCGAACGUCAUAUAAUCCUAAAAAAUACGAGGAAGUGCGUCAUGGCUAGAAACAUUAGAGAGCAAAUUGACAGGCAUCAUAAUUACCUUCGUCAACAAGUUGCUCGUGGCAAAUCCUAUAUGGGGAGAGAUUUUGAGGGGCGACAAAUGACUGGACUGGUUUAUGAUUGUGCACUUGAAGAGGAAGCGCAAAAAGAACAGGAAAACCCGGGAAGUGCACCGAAUAAAUACGGCAAGGUUAAAAUCACAUGGGAAUACAAAAGAGGAAUGAUUAAUGACUUACAAACCGCACUGGAAGCAACUACAGCGGAUGACGACAAAUUGCGUCAGAUGAUCAAUCAAAAAACAACACGUUUUGGAUGCUGGGGAUAUCUUGGCCGUAUACCUCCAAAAAAUAUUCGUGGUGGACAACUCGUUUGUAUUUACGACAAAAAAGGCAGAAGAAAGGAUAAAAUUAUUGAAGGAGAAUACUGCUAUGAUGGUGAUGAAUAUUAUGGUUACAGUAAUUGCACUAUUGUUGAGAAUGCAGUAUGCAAAUGGAAUCUCUGCUAUGUCCUCUAA
Messenger RNA from Necator americanus (New World hookworm), 633 nucleotides. RefSeq lists its product as uncharacterized. The transcript is spliced from 7 exons. Lineage: Eukaryota; Metazoa; Nematoda; Chromadorea; Rhabditida; Ancylostomatidae. The record is from RefSeq and is a predicted model, not a curated record. The coding region runs from base 1 to 633 and encodes 210 amino acids.